Molecule: messenger RNA, 1572 nt
Organism: Coccidioides immitis RS
Lineage: Eukaryota; Fungi; Ascomycota; Eurotiomycetes; Onygenales; Onygenaceae
Exons: 1
Coding region: 550-864 (104 amino acids)
Source: RefSeq, a predicted model, not a curated record
GAAACCUCGGUUGAAGGCGUGCGCUGUAUCUUUAUUCUCGGCCCAAACUUUUCAUACCCUGUUCAUCUACGACAUCCAUUUACCCAAAGCAAUUUCAUUUCAUCAUCAUUCACUCAUACAUCCGGGCGAAGCAAUCCCCUAGUAUUACCGCUCCUGGUGAUCCUUUUGUUCCUGUUUUAGCUCGAUUUCCAUACAUAAUCCCCAUUGAUCUUCAACGAUAAUAACAGCAGGCAUUAUUAUGGAAGUAAAAAAAGGACAUCCAACGCAACAAGGCUCUUUCAGACCCAACCUCUGAUGUCGAGCUUCCCUGCGACCUCUCCCCUGCACGAACUAGGUCCCCAUCCAGUUAGCUCUCCGUCUUGCUACCCCAGCGGCCAAGCCGCGAUGGGAUACCACACCAAUGAGCGGGUACUAAUGCAUCAGAAAGGAGCCUAAGAACUUUACUUUUUCUGCCCAGUGGCUGGCAUCUCGUGUGGACGUCAGGGUACAGGGGGGCCAAGGACGCCGCCCUCUGCCGGUCGUCGAGUUUGAGCAUCGCCGACGAAUGAUAUGGGUGAUGUCCAGAGUGUCGGGAAAUGGUUGGGCCCCCAACAAGACGUGUCAUUCUGUGGGAAAUUCCUUGAUAUGUUUCUCCCAGCAAUUCUAUGUGUUCUGCACCCGUCAUCUGCACGGAUUCCGGAGUCGUUUAGCUACUCGCAACGGAGUGUCGCCAUGCUGCGCGUUAGACGGAGUUUAUAUUGCUCCGAAUGCAAAGGCGAGUCUUAUGCAUGCAUCAAAACAAUGGUUACUCCCGUCGGAGUGCAGAGUACGACAUCGUUAUCGACAGAGAGUGAUUUUUCGCGACAACGCUGGUUGAAAAGAUGAAACAAAUGCCACCUGUCCUUUCUUCUCGUCUAUCACUUUUUAUUUUUAUUUUUAUUUUUAUUUUUUUUUUUCUCUCUCUCCCUUCCCCUGCCAAUUAUUAAUCCCGCGUUACAAUUUCCCCCAGCUAGAGGUUCUCGGAUGCGAGGGAUCGUCGGGCUAAGAGCAGAUCUGACACGCGGUCCAGGCACUGCAAGUCUUUAUGCACUGGGGUUCCUAUGCGCUUCGCUGACUUCCAACCCGGAUUUCGGGCAAAAUUGACCCCCAACAAGGCAAGUUUCCAAGUAUGCUACCAGUUCGGAGGCCUUAACCAACUUAUAUAUUUUUGAGCCGGGCCACUCCCUCUCACAGUAACAGAUAGAAGGACUUUGUGCAUUCACCAAUAUGGAUGGACAUGCUCGGAAUCGCUGCCCGGGUUCGGUCUCUCGAUCCUUGUCCUUGUUACAUUGUCACAAAUAACUUCUACGACUCCGUACUCCGGACACAGGAUCUGAGGCUUGUGGACAACGGUUGAACGCUGCCGGGGUUAUCCAGUUGAGACUGCUGGAUGCCCGGGAAAAAAUUUAUCCCGUUGAUAAGGACAGUCCUCGUAGUCUAUACUCCGUAUGGACCCUCACCUUUUUCUCCAUACGAAAACCCAUCUCUGUGUUAGGGUAUAAAUAAAGUCUCCAUUCGCAUAUUUGCUAUGUAAUAUUUUUCGUGCUCGUGAAA